Molecule: messenger RNA, 1710 nt
Organism: Diversispora eburnea
Lineage: Eukaryota; Fungi; Glomeromycota; Glomeromycetes; Diversisporales; Diversisporaceae
Source: the annotation of a GenBank genome assembly
AUGUUAUUUACAUUAGGAGCAAUUCUUUGUGCAUUAGAAAGUGCCCUUGGAAAUACUUAUUCUUGCUAUGCUGGUAGCUUUUUAGUAACAUCAUCCGCUUUUUAUUAUACAACCAAUCUUUUGUUUUCUUUGAUUCAAUUUUUCAGCGAAACAAAGAUUGGUCAAAUUAUUUUGAGUUCAUUCUUGUGGUCAUGUAUUUAUUUCAUGGCUUAUGGUUACCAAAUUUUAAUGAAUGGUAAUGUUUACUGUCGAUUAAAACCUAUCAUCUUUACUAAAAUGUGGAAUGAUGUUCACGAACAAGAAAUGUCAAAACUUGUUAGUUAUCAUUAUGGCGAUCAAGAUCAACUAGAAGAUAUAGAUGAUAUUUUUACCUCCGAAAAGAAGCCUCUACAAUUAAGUGUUACUUAUAAUCAUGAUUCUAAAAAAUUCAUGUUUGUACCAAAUUCUAUCGAUACCAUCAAUCAAGAACCAUCAUCAGAAAUAGAAAUGACCGUGCCGAAUGAGAUGCACGACGAAAAUAAAGUAAUAAAUGAAUUCACACAAGAAAAAGUUGAAAAUAACAAAAAUGAAAACUCAGAACGUCAAGAGAUUGUUUCAAGAGAAAUCAUGCAAGAAAGUGAAGUUAUCGACGAAUUAAUACCAGAAAAAAUCGAAGAAAAAUACCAUGAAAAAAUCGAAGAGAACGAAAACGCGUUGAAUAAAAAUCUGGAAUACCAUGAAAAAAUCGAAGAAAACGAAAACUCUUUAAAUCCAAAAUCCCAUAAAAAAAUCGAAGAGAAUGAAGAAAACAAAAACGCGUUGAAUCAAGACUACCGUGAAAAAAUCGAAGAGAACGAAGAGAACGAGAACGCGUUGAAUAAGAAUCUGGAAUACCAUGAAAAAAUCGAAGAAAACGAAAACUCUUUAAAUCCAGAAUUCCAUAAAAAAAUCGAAGAAAAUGAAGAAAACAAAAACGAAUUGAAUCAAGACUAUCAUGAAAAAAUCGAAGAGAACGACGAGAACGAAAAUGCGUUGAAUAAAAAUCUUGAAUACCAUGAAAAAAUCGAAGAAAAAAUCGAAGGAAAUGAAGAGAACGAAAACGCAUUAAAUCAAGAAUACCAUGAAAAAAUUGAAGAGAAUGAAGAGAACGAAAACAGAAUGAAUAAAAAUUCUAUUAAAGAUCGAGAAAUUAAUGAUGGUACACAAGUAACUCGAGUUGAAAAGAAUGGAGACACGACAAUUUAUGCUAAUCCAGACUCUACCGAAUCUCUUGAAUCGGAACCAGAUUCUGGUGCAUACCAAGUUGACGUUGAUGAAAAAGAAGCCAAUACACUUCCAAAUGAAACGCUUCUAAAUUCGGAUAUUGAUACACAAUCAAAGUCAAAUAUGAAUGAGAAAGAAGUCGAUUUAAAACCAAAUUCAGUUAUUACCAAACCUGUUGUAUAUGAACCUUUCACAGAAAUUCACGUUGCUCCACCAAGUGAACUUUUCCUUGCGGAUGCGAUCUUGCAGCUUGAUCAAGAGAUUGAGCAGAUUACAGAAUAUGAAAAGAGUGCUAUAGCCGAGAUUAAAGAAAAAGAAGCAAAAGAUGAACGAGAUCAAGAAUAUGAAUUCAUGAAAAGUAUUCAAUGUGGACUGAAGAGACAAAUCCAUAUUCUUAAUUACCAGAAAUUGCAAUAUGAGAUUCAACAAAAAGAAAAUGCUUUGUCUCCUGUAAUUAUUAUUAUUUGA